AUGGCUAGCCUUUCUGCGCUGACUCUCCAUAGUACUGUCAGCAUUUCACUACAUGAGGUUCAGAUUUGCACCUUACUUUGGCCCAGCAUUGCAGGAGAAAUCGCUUGGGAUGUGGCCUUCACCAUCAUUGUCUUUUUAAUACCAGGAUUAAUCAUUGUCAUCAGUUAUUCCAAAAUUUUACAGAUUACAAAAGCUUCAAGAAGGAGUUUAAAUGCUGGCUUAGCCUACUCAGAAAAUCAUCAGAUUCGUGUUUCCCAGCAAGAUUACAGACUAUUUCAAGCCCUCUUUGUAUUGAUGAUCUCUUUCUUCAUCAUGUGGAGCCCAAUUAUAAUCACUAUUCUUUUAAUUUUAGUCCAGAACGACAAACAAGAUUUGCAUAUUUUGCCAUCAGUUUUUUUCUGGAUAAUGUCAUUCACUUUUGCCAACUCUGCUGUCAAUCCAAUUUUGUAUAAUGUUGCCCAUUUCAGACGCAAAUGUCAGGAAAUCCUUCUCUGCUGUACAGGGAGCCCUGUAAGGAAUGGGGCGGGCACAGAAACCACUGUGCGAGGAAAUAACCGUGAACAACCUAAUUUGUCUUUCAUUUCCAGAUAAUUAUUUAAAGUCUGAGCCAUGCCAUGCCUCAGAUGUUAAUCUCUACACUAUCCCAGUCUGAACAGGUCACUAUUGUAUAGUAUUAUAUGCUAAAGAAGGCACACAGGGAAAAAACAAACAAAUAAACAAACAAAAACAGAUAAAUCUGUAUUUCUAAUUCCUGCAGGUAAAAUUCUCUUGUCUUCAUUGCUUUGCCUUAGUAAGAGUAAUGCAGUUUAAUCCAAUGGAUUGAAUUCUCCACUUACACUGGAAUAAACAGAAAUACGGCAGUGAACUUGGUGAAUGUAAAAUAGCCGAAAUAAGUUCUUACUGGAAGAAUUAAAUUCUGUUAGGAUACAUUUGCAGCUGCCAUAAUUGUCAUUAACUGUAAUAAAGUUAUAGUAAACUCUAUCAAAAGUAGAUCUCUUCCAUUUUUAAUCUUUCUUUUCCACUGAGUAAGAGAGAUCAACUUUCUAGUGUAAACGUGCCUCCUCAAAAAUAUACAUGCCAAAAAAAGGCACUUGCAUAUAAAGCUAGGUAACUGACUGCCUGAAUGUAGUUUUGGGUGAACUAACUCAUGUCAUGAAGAAAACAUCGAGAUCAUAAACAUACAUUAUCAUCAGGUGAAUGAACAUUUCUGGUUGCAUAUCAAGUUUAACAAAUGAUCACUUUUCUGAACUUCAAAAAUUAAAAAAUAAAGAAAAGUUUACUUAUGGUAAGUGUAAAAGGUUCUUUUAAAAAGAUGCAUAUUUUUUACGUCUUCAAUAGUCAUCUAAUAAAUCGGUGAUAUAUACGGCAGUGAAAUUCCUUUCUCCUUUCUAAAAUGGUAUUGGAAAUGAUUUCCAAUAUUUUCUAGAAAAAAAAAUGACAUGAUAUUUGGAAGGAAAUUAAAAGUU
Struthio camelus australis is the source of this 1466-nucleotide messenger RNA. The record is from RefSeq and is a predicted model, not a curated record. NCBI's taxonomy places the organism in Eukaryota, Metazoa, Chordata, Aves, Struthioniformes, Struthionidae.